Messenger RNA from Mesocestoides corti, 999 nucleotides. The record is from the annotation of a GenBank genome assembly. Lineage: Eukaryota; Metazoa; Platyhelminthes; Cestoda; Cyclophyllidea; Mesocestoididae.
AUGGCCAUUACUCACACUCUGUUGUCCGGGGAUCGUGCCUCACGUCUUAAAAUCCUUCGUGAGCAUUAUAAGCAGUAUCUCGAUUUGGCUGUAUCGAUAUGCGAACACAGUGGAACCGGUUUUGGUUUACAAGCUGACAGCUUAAUUGAAAGUUUGUUUCCACUGCUUUUAGACGUAAUUCUUAAUGUCUACAGAAAUAUUUGCCGACAAUAUGCUUAUUUAUAUCUGCUCUUUGAACAAAUGGGACAGCGAGAAUUACUGCCAGCUUACAUGAGAACGUUUUGUUUUGAAGACUACCGGUGGGCUAUUUCCACUGUCAUGAGCCGAAACAACGCCCUGCCGUCGAGUGGUGGUGAUGAAAAAUUUCUGUUCCUGGUUCCUCUUUGGGAUAUGAUUAAUCACAAAUUGGGUCAAGUUACCACUGACUAUGAUCCCGUUACAGAACACAUCCUUUUUUAUGCCAUGGAAACCUACCAACCCGGAGAUGAAAUUUUCAUGGAUUACGGCAAACGCACAAGCACCGAGUUCCUGAUCUACAAUGGAUUUGUUCCGGAAAUGAACCCAUAUCACAAAGUUCCAAUAAAGCUUAGUCUUAGUAAGUUCGACAGCCUAGUGGUCCUGCGGAAGCAAGUUCUUGAAAAGCUUGGAAUAGAGACUGAAAUAUGCCCAUUAGUUUCUGCACUGGAUGCCGCGUUUCCUCCACCUUCGAUGGCGGCUUUUGCCCGCGUUAGUGUCAUGACUGAGGCUGAGUUGGUCGAUGUAGUUGAUGAUUUGACGUCUUCCGGUGGUGAUCCUCAUUCCGCCCACCCCUUGUUUUCAACCGUCUUUUCAACCAAUCGCGUUGAUGAGGAGGCCAGGAAAUAUGUUGAAGGCCGUCUUCAUCUGCUUAUCCGUGGAUAUGAAUGUCGUCUUGAGAAAAGAUUGGAGUCUGUAAGUUAUUUUGCGAAUUUUAGAUGUUUUUUUUCUUUCAACUACUUUUACUGUUUUAUUUUUGGCUAA